Messenger RNA from Humulus lupulus (European hop), 1907 nucleotides. RefSeq names its product (R)-mandelonitrile lyase 1-like. The record is from RefSeq and is a predicted model, not a curated record. The coding region runs from base 71 to 1759 and encodes 562 amino acids. Gene Ontology annotation, molecular function: oxidoreductase activity, acting on CH-OH group of donors; flavin adenine dinucleotide binding. The transcript has 4 exons. NCBI's taxonomy places the organism in Eukaryota, Viridiplantae, Streptophyta, Magnoliopsida, Rosales, Cannabaceae.
ACAGAAAGUGAACUAAUAUCGAAAAACAAAUCACAGAAAUAUUUCAAAGCAACCAAAAAAGGAAAAAAAAAUGGUGGCAGCUUCUUUUUCCCUACUUCUGCUUAUAGUGUUAACUAGCUUUCAUGGCAAGGUUCUAUCAUCAUCAUUUGAUCACGAUUUUAGCUACAUGAAAUCGGUCCAAAACGCUACCGAAUUGCCAUUAGAAGAAGAAUACGACUACAUAGUGAUAGGAGGAGGCACGGCAGGGUGUCCUUUGGCUGCAACUUUGUCAGAAAAAUACUCAGUUCUCGUCCUCGAAAGAGGAGAUGUUCCUGAAUCUCAUCCCAAUGUGUUGAGCGUGGCAGGGUUUUUCGCUAAUCUCAUGCAAGAAGACGAUGGCAAUACUCCGGCGCAGAGGUUCACGUCAGAAGACGGCGUUGAGAACGUGAGAGGUAGGGUUUUGGGUGGCACGAGCAUGCUGAACGCCGGCUUCUUCUCCCGAGCCGACAGCGAUCUAUUUCUAUCCGAGUUGGGCUUGGAUUUGGAUAUGGAUUCGGUUGUGAAGGCGUAUGAGUGGGUGGAGGAGACAGUUGUGUCGCGUCCAGCAAGUUUGGCAGUUUGGCAAUCUGCGUUUAAAGAUGCUUUGGUCGAAGCUGGUGUUGGUCCUGACAAUGGUUUUACUCUAGAUCAUGUGGUUGGGACUAAGGCUUCUGGCUCUACGUUUGAUGAUAUGGGGAGAAGACAUGGUGCUGUGGAGCUUCUCAACAGAGGUGACCUUAACAACCUGAGAAUUGCUGUUCGUGCUACUGUGGAAAGAGUUAUUUUCUCUCGUGAUCAAACAUCCAAAAAUUCAAAUCCGUCUGCAAGCGGUGUGGUAUACACGGAUUCAAAAGGAAAGUCUCACACGGCACUAGUACGGCGCCCCUGUGGAGAAGUUAUUCUCAGCGCAGGCACACUAGGGACCCCACAACUUCUGCUACUCAGCGGAAUUGGUCCACAUGACUACCUCUCAUCGCUCAACAUUCCCAUAAUCCAUUCCCAACCCAAUGUAGGAAAAUUCAUGGCCGACAACCCACGCAACAACAUCAAUCUCAUGAUCCCAUUCCCUCUCGACCCCUCCCCACCACAAGUGGCCGGAAUCGCAGCCGAUUACUACAUAGAAACCGUCUCUUAUACCUUACCAUUCACUCCAACUCCAUCACCCUUUUCUCUUCUCACGCCUUCAUCUUCUUCCGCGGUGAGUGUUGCCACCAUUGCCGAUAAGCUCUCCAGACCCUUGUCCCACGGCACACUGCGCCUGGCUUCCCCGGUCGACGUGAAAACCAGUCCGCUCGUCCGGUUCAACUACUUCGAAAACCCGGCUGAUCUUGCUAUGUGUGUUGGCGCGGUGAGAAAGAUGGGCGAGAUGUUAGAGACUAAGUCUAUGGAUCAGUUUAAGUACAAGGACUUGAAGGGUUCGAGAGGUUUCUUGUUCGCGGGGCCUGCUUUGCCUGCAAACCAGUCUGAUGAUUCGGCCAUGGAAGCCUUCUGUAAAAGCUCGGUGACCACCUUUUGGCACUACCAUGGUGGAUGCCUCGUGGGGAAGGUGGUUGAUGGUGAUUUUAGAGUUAUGGGAACUAAUGCACUUCGUGUUUUGGAUGGUUCAACCUUUAGAAUGUCUCCAGGGACAAACCCUCAGGCCACUCUUAUGAUGCUUGGCCGGUAUAUUGGUCUUAAGAUGCUAAGCGAAAGAAGAGAACCAUAUUACAAUUUAGUAGAGAGCCAGACCGAGAUCUACUAAUUUAUUAUAUCCGUAUAGGGUUUUGGCAAUUUAGUUCCCUGUAUAAUUUUUUUAUUGGAAACAAGUGCUUAAUAAGUUUAAAAAUUAGCCAUUAAGUUCUUAUUGUCAAAUUUUAAAUAAAAUUUUAUGGACAUUUUAUUUUUGGUUA